Molecule: messenger RNA, 2163 nt
Organism: Uranotaenia lowii
Lineage: Eukaryota; Metazoa; Arthropoda; Insecta; Diptera; Culicidae
Gene: fd102C
Product: fork head domain-containing protein FD5
Exons: 1
Coding region: 191-1225 (344 amino acids)
Biological process (GO): anatomical structure morphogenesis; cell differentiation; regulation of transcription by RNA polymerase II
Molecular function (GO): RNA polymerase II cis-regulatory region sequence-specific DNA binding; DNA-binding transcription factor activity, RNA polymerase II-specific
Source: RefSeq, a predicted model, not a curated record
CCGGUCCAAAGUGUAUUGUGUGGAAGUCGUGGAAGGUUCGAGCGAUAAUCUGGAAAGUUCAUUACGGUUCGCGGGUACAUUUUGCUAGUGAUUGUGGAAUUUGAAUUGAUUAACAGUGAAAAUUGUAGCCCAACAGUGAAUCAUAAACAACUAAAUUAUUUAUCAAAAGUGACAAGUGUGACAAGUAAAAAUGUUGAACUGUACAGAUUUGAUGCAGUUUGAUCAAUACAGUUUACAGCUGUAUAAUUAUGCCAUGGUCGAACGAUUCCGAACGAAUCAAUUUUUCAACUAUGGAAAUAUUGUAGCAGAUCCACGGACUCUUUCGAGGUUCUUCAAACCGUCGGUAUAUGUGAACAAUCCUACGGAAAUGGGACCUAGUGCCCUGUUAGCGGAUGCUGCAAAACUGUCAUCUGCACCUAAACCACAAUAUAGUUACAUUGGACUGAUUGCGAUCGCUAUUUUGACGUCGCCGGAGAAAAAACUAGUGCUUUCGGAUAUCUAUCAACACAUACUAGAUAAUUAUAGUUAUUUCCGAACUCGUGGACCAGGCUGGAGAAAUUCAAUCCGGCAUAACCUAUCGCUGAAUGACUGUUUUAUCAAAGCCGGACGCUCGGCACACGGGAAAGGACAUUAUUGGGCUGUUCAUCCUGCUAACGUUGAAGACUUCAUGAAAGGUGACUUCCGGCGGAGGAAAGCUCAGCGGAAAGUGCGUCGUCACAUGGGUCUAUCCACUGACGACGAUAUUUUUGACAACAGCUCUCCAAGGCAGUUCUUUCCGGCUCUCCCGUCAUCUCCCGUGAUGAACCCAGCAGUCUAUAUACCCACGGCAACGGAACCCCUGUCACAUGUAGCGGUCGCCGCAGCUGCCGUAUGUGCGUACCCAACAACCAUGGAACAGCAACAGGCCAUCAUAAAGGGAGCCAUGGAGAGCUUUUCCCGGAAGAGACAAUUCGACGUGGAGUCCCUGUUGAAACCGGACGACGCCAAUUCAUCAUCCAGCUCGCAAACAAUCCAAGAAACGUCCCUGGAAAAGCGAAUCAGAAUAGGAUCUCCGACGGAACAGAAUACUUCCUCGAUAUCACUUCCACCUCUUGCCCAUCACCAUCAUCAUCAUCCGUUGCAGCAUCCCCAGCCACAUCCACAUGCGCUUGCUGCUUUUGGAAAUUUAGCUGCUGCAGCCGCCGCAGCCGCGAAUCUACCCAAAGUACUGCCAAAGCCGAUAUAGAUGAGUAGAACCUAGUAGUUAUUCUUAGUUGAUUAGUUUUAAUUUCAUAAUGAAGCACGAUGUUGUAAUUUAAAUGAAUGUCAAAACUUAAGGCCAGUGUUAAGGCCUUACAAAGGCGCCAACGUUCAUCAUUAAAUGGCAAAUGAGGAGAAAUAACAAAACAUGAAUGUAUCUUGGAAAUAAGUCCACAGAAGCUGUCUAUAAACGAUGUAACUAACAAACUUUUGGAUAAUAUUGCUUAUGGAAAAAUAAAACUCCUAGUAUUCAUUCAUCGUCGUUGUUCCCAUGUGAUUAAUGACCUUUCGGUAGGUGAAAAAGUGAAUGACAGUUAAUGUUUUCAACUUUUAUUCAUUCAAGACUAAAAAAAUGGAGAAGAGACAUUUAUAAAAAAAAAAAAGAAAUGGAAUGUAUAAUAAUUUAUUCAUAGUCAGGGCUCUUUUUUCAGUUUCUAUAUCAUUGUGAAGUAUUUUUCGAUUCAAUGUCAAGUAAUCAACAUUUGUCGUUAGUUUUUGUUGCUUUCGUAGCUACAAUUUCUCAUUUUUCGAGCACUAUUUGGUAAAACUACCAUAAAAAAAGUUGAAAAAAGGGAUAUUCGACCGAUUUUAAGCAGUGCAUACUAGAAAAUUUCCAAAAGGUUCAUCCCUAUCACAGUAAAAACUCUUAUUUUAAGUGUAAAUAAAUCAACAAUCAAAAUUCGAAAAUUUCAGUGCUUUUUUUUAACUAAUAACUCCGAAAAUAAAAUUAAUAAUUAAUAAUAUGUUCUCUGAGGUGACGCACAAUGGUCCAAAAACCAGAAAGACAGGCAAAAAUCGAAUUUUUGGUGCGAUUUAUUGUGCAUUCAAUUAUUGCAGCGUGUUCCGGCCAAGGUUGCCGCAAUCACAGAAAAACCUAUAAAUUCACAAGAAUUUUCAUCACAGAAUUUGUGUGACAAAACACAU